AUGCCGCUGACGCAGCCCCUGCGUUGCAGGCUACGUCCUCUCCACUCCCUAAGGGUUUCCAAUAUUGGAUCGGCUCAACGACGCAUACUUACCUCCGCUCCUUUUUUAAAGAACGCUUCUUCCUUUCUGUUUCACUCUAGACCACGUUCCCUUCGAUCUUCUUUGACAAUGACACAAACUCGAGGCCAUGGCAGCCAUGGCCAUCAUCACCACCACCAUGACAAUACCUACCUCACUUCCUCAAAUAAAAGCGACGCCGGUGUUCGGAUUACGCGGAUUGGUCUGGUUGCCAACCUCUGUAUGGCAAUUGGAAAAUUCAUCGGCGGCUACGUCUUUCACUCUCAGGCUCUGAUUGCCGACGCCUACCACGCGCUCACCGAUCUCGUCUCCGACUUCUUGACCUUGGGGACUGUCGCCUGGUCCCUCAAACCCCCUAGUGACCGAUUCCCCAAUGGCUAUGGAAAGGUCGAGAGCAUCGGCGCGUUGGGUGUUAGUGGUCUGUUGCUCUGUGGAGGAAUGUUUAUGGGACUCAAUUCGGGACAAGUUCUGUUGGCGCAGUUCUACCCUGAGAUCGCGGAAACGGUCGCUCACUCUGGCAUGCUGGGACAUGGCCAUUCGCACAGCCACGGACCGAUUGGUCCCAGCAUUCACGCCGCAUGGCUGGCGGCGGGUUCGAUCGUGGUUAAGGAGUGGUUGUACCAUGCGACUAUGAAGGUUGCCAAUGAGCGCAAAUCGUCGGUCCUCGCAUCCAACGCCGUCCACCACCGCAUCGAUUCCUUGACGAGCAUCGUCGCCUUGUUUACAAUCGGUGGAAGCUAUGUUUUCCAAGACGCUACCUGGCUGGAUCCAGUUGGUGGACUCCUGAUCUCCUUGAUGGUGAUCAAAGCUGGCUGGGGCAACACCUGCACUUCUCUCUUGGAAUUGGCCGACACCACUGUCGAUGAGGAUGUCCGCAGCUCCGUGGAGGAUGCCACCUCCAAGGCCUUGAAGGAUAUGGAGUUUGGUCAUGAAGUGAUCGUUCGCGACGUGCAGGGCAUGAAGUCGGGCCAAAACUACUUGAUGGAUAUUGAGCUGGCUGUGCCAGGCGCCUGGGCUGUCAGUCGGUCGCAUACUAUUGAAUCGGCGGUACGCAGUGCGGUUGGAACCGAUGUGCGCGGUGUGAAGCGCAUCAAGGUCCGCUUCAUUCCGGCGGAACACCAGGAGCUGACCUUCUCGGAUGAAUUUGUUGAUCAAGAUAUCGGCGGGGACCCUGAGGCCCACACUCACAGCCAUGAUCACAGCCAUAGCCAUGAUCGGAAACGACAAUAG
This is a messenger RNA of Penicillium brevicompactum, 1308 nucleotides long. RefSeq names its product cation diffusion facilitator family transporter. Gene Ontology annotation, cellular component: membrane. The record is from RefSeq and is a predicted model, not a curated record. Gene Ontology annotation, molecular function: monoatomic cation transmembrane transporter activity. Bases 1 to 1308 code for a protein of 435 amino acids. Lineage: Eukaryota; Fungi; Ascomycota; Eurotiomycetes; Eurotiales; Aspergillaceae. Gene Ontology annotation, biological process: transmembrane transport; monoatomic cation transport. The transcript has 2 exons.